Cryptomeria japonica (Japanese cedar) is the source of this 528-nucleotide messenger RNA. RefSeq lists its product as uncharacterized. The coding region runs from base 1 to 528 and encodes 175 amino acids. Gene Ontology annotation, biological process: peptidyl-lysine trimethylation; regulation of mitochondrial ATP synthesis coupled proton transport; positive regulation of proton-transporting ATP synthase activity, rotational mechanism. The transcript has a single exon. Lineage: Eukaryota; Viridiplantae; Streptophyta; Pinopsida; Cupressales; Cupressaceae. Gene Ontology annotation, molecular function: protein-lysine N-methyltransferase activity. The record is from RefSeq and is a predicted model, not a curated record. Gene Ontology annotation, cellular component: mitochondrion.
AUGGCAGGAUUAAGAUUAGGGUUAUGGAUGAAAUAUUUAGCAGGGUUUAGGCUGGCGCCAUUUGUGCCCACUCCAGAGCAUGUGGGUCUCGCAAUGCUGAAGCUUGCAGGCGUCUGCCCCUCGGACAUGGUGGUGGACGUGGGUUGUGGAGAUGGGCGCCUCCUCAUUAGCGCUGCAAAGCACCAUGGAGCCAGGGGAUGUGGCCUUGAAAUGGAUGCUCUCCUCGCCAAACAAGCCGUGAGCGCUAUUGAGCGCGAGGCCCUCGCCCACAUGAUCACAGUCCUACACACAGACGCUUUGCACGCUAGCUCGCAACUGCAACGCGCUUCUGUUGUUACCCUUUACUUAAGCGAUGCAGGCAACGCCAGGCUUCUUCCCCACUUGCAACGCCAGCUCCCUCAAAAUGCCAGGGUUGUGUCCUUCUGCUGGCCCUUCCAGGAUCUUACGCCUUCACGCAUUCAACGGGUCGAUGGUAUUGCUUUGUACCUUUAUGAUUUUAAUGCCCUCCAUAACAGUUCACCCUCCUAA